Molecule: messenger RNA, 990 nt
Organism: Gracilinanus agilis (Agile Gracile Mouse Opossum)
Lineage: Eukaryota; Metazoa; Chordata; Mammalia; Didelphimorphia; Didelphidae
Product: vomeronasal type-1 receptor 4-like
Exons: 1
Coding region: 1-990 (329 amino acids)
Biological process (GO): G protein-coupled receptor signaling pathway
Cellular component (GO): membrane
Molecular function (GO): pheromone receptor activity
Source: RefSeq, a predicted model, not a curated record
AUGAUCCUGAGUGUUGCCUUCUUCACCCAGACAGGAAUCGGGGUUAUAGGAAAUUCCUUUCUUAUUUGUCUCUUUGUCUUCCUGUUUCUCAGUGGAUGCAGGCUUAGACCCAUAGAUCUUAUUUUCACACAGCUUGUCUUGGGCAACUGUUUGACGAUACUCUCAAAAGGCAUCCCUCGCACAAUGGUGGCCUUCGGAAUGAACAAUUUCCUGGAUAUCACUGGCUGUAAAAUUAUCAUCUACCUUCAAAGAGUAGCUCGAGGUCUCACUCUCACCCUGACCUGCCUCCUGAGUGGGUUUCAGGCCAUUGCCAUCAGCCCCAGAAACACAGGUCCAGCAGGUCUGAAAGACAGAGCUCAGAAGCGCAUUGUUCCCUCCUUUCUCCUGUGCUGGGCUUUCCAUGGGCUUCUCAACAUCUUUAUUCCUGUAGGAAUGAUUGAUCCGAGGCACAUCAUAAAUACCACUCAGAUACAGCAUUAUGGAUAUUGUUCUCACUUAGUUCCUUCAAGAUUUUGGGCUUCCCUGUACACGUUUCUUCUCUCAUUUCCUGAUGCUGUUUCUUUGGGGUUCAUGAUAUUUGCUAAUGGCUACAUGGUGCUUCUUCUGUACAGGCACCACAGACAAGUUGAACAAAUUCGCAUCACCUGCCUCUCUACCCCAGCCUUCCCUGAGAUCAAGGCCACCAAAACCAUCCUUCUGCUGGUGAGCACCUUUGUCUCCUCUUAUUCUGUUGAGUGCAUCUUGUCAGCAUUCAUGGCUUUUAUGAAGUCCCCAACAUGGUUUGUGCACACCUCUGCAUUCAUGACUUCUUUCUACCCAGCUAUUAGUCCUUAUGUGUUGAUGAGCAGCGACUCCCACAUUCUGAAGCACUGCUCUGUUCUUUGUGGGAGGAAAGUGCCCCAUUUUUACAAGGAGAGCAGGAGACUCUCCCCUGUCAUGGGAGACCCUAGGAAAGCUCCUGUCAAAGGGAAGGCAUUGGGACGAUGGUAG